UAGUGUCCUGAGCCGUUCCCCUCCCUCCCUCCAGCACCCCCCCCCUCUUUCCCCUUAUAUCCUUGGAAGCCACAAUUAAGCAGGACCGCUGGGAUAAAACGCUCGGGCUGCCAGCGGACUGGGGCAUUCCGUCGCGAGAUGGCCAAGCUGUGGACGUCUCUCCUCCUUCCCGGAGUCGCCGUGCUCCUGCUCUGCAGCCUCCCGGCUUCGUGGCAAGGAGGGGUCCCAGGUGCUGGAGCUGGAAUUCCAGGUGGAGGAUACUACCCAGGUGCAGGCCUUGGAGGUUUGGGGACCGGUGGACUUGGAGGAGGAGGUCUUGGUGCCGGAGCAAAGCCCCCCAAACCAGGAGUCGGAGGAGCCGGACAAACAGGUGGUGUCUACCCAGGAGGGGUUUACCCAGGAGGGGUUUACCCAGGAGGGGUCUACCCAGGAGGGGUCUACCCAGGAGGGACCUACCCAGGAGGGACCUAUCCAGCAGGCGUCUACCCAGGAGCUGGAAGUGCUGCCGCUGCUUAUAAAGCUGCUGCCAAAGCAGCCGCUGGGCUUGGAGGCGGCGUCGGCGGAGUGCCGGGUGGUGGCGUUGGUGGCGUGCCGGGUGGUGGCGUCGGCGGAGUGCCGGGUGGCGGCGUCGGUGGAGUGCCGGGUGGCGGCGUCGGCGGAGUCCCUGGAGGCGCUGUAGUGCCACAGACAGGGGUACAACCAGGAGCGGGCGUUGGAGCCAAGCCGGGCAAAAUCCCAGGUGUCGGCAUUCCUGGAGUCUUCCCGGGCGGCAUCCUCCCCGGCACAGGGAUCCGUUACCCUGGGGUAGGGGUUUUACCAGGUGUGCCGACCGGAACCGGUGUCAAGGCGAAAGUCCCAGGAGCAGGAGGCGGCGCUUUUGCAGGGAUCCCUGGAUUUGGAGGAGGCUUCGGUGGUGGACAGCAGCCUGGGCUACCUCUGGGCUAUCCCAUAAAGGCACCCAAAGUCCCAGGUAGCUAUUAUGGGUACGGGAAGAUGUCUUACGGUGGUGGGCCAGGUGGAGUUUACGGCGGAGGCGGAGGAAAAGCUGGCUACCCUACGGGCACAGGUGUCGGAGCACAGGCAGCCGCUGCGAAAGCAGCUGCGAAAUACGGUGCUGGGAUCGUGCCGGGGACAGGUGGAAUCCCAGGAGCCGGGGCGCUCGGAGGAGGCCUGGUGCCCGGCGCCGGUGGAGUCCCAGGAGGACUUGGCGGGGGUGGAUUGGCGGCAGCGGUAGCAGCCAAAGCAGCGGCCAAAGCAGCAGCUUACGGUGGUGGACGUGGCACCGGGGCCGGUUUAGGGGGUGCCGGCAUCCCAGGCGUAGCCCCCGGCGUGGGCGGGAUUCCGGGCAUCGCACCUGGGGUCGGAACGGGGCUGGGAGGUGCCGGAGUGGGAGGCGUGAGUCCAGCAGCAGCAGCAGCGGCCGCGAAAGCAGCAAAAUACGGCUUGGGCGCAGGAGUCGGUGGCGUUCCGGGGGGCGUCGGCGUGGGUGGCGUGCCAGGUGGCGUCGGUGGCGUUCCAGGUGGCGUCGGCGUGGGUGGCGUGCCAGGUGGCGUUGGCAUUCCGGCUGUCCCAGGAGGUGGAGGCCCGGCGGCUGUAGCGGCGGCGAAGGCAGCGGCGAAAGCAGCGGCAUAUGGCACUGGGGUAGCCCCUGGCUAUGGCGCGCUUGGAGUGGGACCCGGCGGAGUAGGACUCGGUAGGAUAGGUCCGGGAAGUGCUGCAGCUGCAGCAAAAGCAGCUGCAAAGGCUGCGAAAUACGGAGCGAGAGGCCUGGUGCCGGGCGGUGGCGUUGGCGUCGGCCUCGGCGGUGGCCUCGGCGGUGGCGUCGGUGGUGGCGUCGGCCUCGGCGGUGGGCUUGUGCCGGGCACCGGCGGAAUCCCUGGCGCUGGCGUGCCCGGGGGCGUUGGGGGCGCCGCAGCCGCCAAAGCAGCCGCCAAAGCAGCCAAGUACGGCGCUGGAAGAGGAGUCUUGCCUGGAGGUGGAGUCUUGCCCGGAGGCGGAGUCUUGCCUGGGGGUGGAGUCUUGCCUGGAGGUGGAGUCUUGCCUGGAGGCGGAGUCUUGCCCGGGGGCGGAGUCUUGCCUGGAGGCAGAGUUCCUGGUGCAGGAAUCCCCCAGAUCGGAGUCCAGCCGGGGGCCAAGCCGCCUAAAUACGGAGUCCCUGGAACUGUUCUGGGCGGUGGCGGUGUGGCAGGUGUGCGGUAUCCGGUGGCUGGUAAACCCCCCAAGCCAGGUUAUGGUGUCGGCAUUCCACAAGUUGCGGAUGGGACUGGCUAUGGAUUAUCUCCAAUUUACCCAGGUGGAGGAGUAGCCGGCGGCUAUGGUGGAAAGCCCCCCAAGCCCUAUGGAGCCCUCGGAGCACUGGGCUACAGAGGUGGCGUCGGACGCAAGAGGAAAUAGACCGGACAGACGGCACACCAUUCACCUCAUGAACUUUGGUGCUACUGCGUGGUCUCGAAUGUACAUCCCCCCCACCCCGAGAAAAGCAGAGAUUCCACCAUCACCAAACACCACCACUGCCUCCCCCCUCCCCCAGCCUGCCUCCCCCCUCCCCCAGCCUGCCUUCCACCCUCUCACUGGUGCUACAACCAUCCUGAAGGGAGCCCCCCCCUUCCCUUCCGAUCCCUGGGGACUCUUUGGUGCUGCAGCCACGGUGGGCUGCUUUGGGAGGCAGGGGGGACCAUCCGAGCACUUUAAGCAGCUCCUGAACCCUGUGCCCGCACGGCGGGGUCAGUAGCCACUGGCCAGUUGGCCCCGCGUCCUUUCUAGUCGAUCUCUGCAGGCCCUAAGUGUGUUGGGGGGUUGUUGCUAGUUUGCCGUGAGCCCCUUGCCAGAGUGCUCCACCCCUCCCCCAGCACACCGCCUGCCUAUGAGAGCGGGGGGGGGGGGGGAGGUCAAUUCAGGCCAGGAAGCCACCACCAAAGGCAUUAACCUUAAUCCCUCAUCUGCUGCUGGCUGCCAGGCCUGGGAAGGAUUAGCUCACUCGGCCAGGCCGCCUCCGGCACACCUAGCGCGAUGGCUGGCGUGGCAGCGUCCAGAUCCGAGCGAACGGGGUGGCCCAGGGCCCCCGUCUGCCACCCACCAUCCCUGCUCCACGUCUUCAUGUUUAAUCACUUCGAUGUAACUGGGAAGGGGCACUUUUUUAAAAAAUAAAGGAGAACAGUAACUGCUUUCCAGAAAAUAAAGUAAAAUAAUAAAAUAAAACCUGACUAAUAAAUAACUUUUUAAAGGAAA
Molecule: messenger RNA, 3228 nt
Organism: Elgaria multicarinata webbii
Lineage: Eukaryota; Metazoa; Chordata; Lepidosauria; Squamata; Anguidae
Gene: ELN
Product: elastin
Exons: 34
Coding region: 139-2394 (751 amino acids)
Molecular function (GO): extracellular matrix structural constituent
Source: RefSeq, a predicted model, not a curated record